AUGGCUAAUCACAGCACAAUAUCUGCAUUCCAGCUUUUGGGGUUCCAGAGCCUUCCAGGAUGGGAUAGGCUAUUCUUCACCAUAUUCUUACUUAUCUACAUCCUAACCAUCACAGGCAAUGUAGUUAUUAUUUCAGUGGUCAAACUGGAGCCGUGUCUUCAUUGUCCUAUGUACUCUUUCCUCCAACAUCUCUCUUUCCUAGAGAUCUGGUAUACUACCACCAUUGUGCCUAAGAUGCUCAGCAGCCUACUCUUAGAGAACAAGACCAUCUCCUUCAGUGGGUGUAUGGCACAACUCUACUGCUUUGUCUUUUUUGGAGCAACUGAAUGCUUCUUGCUGGCUGUUAUGGCAUAUGACCGGUACUUGGCAAUUUGUGACCCGCUGCAUUACAUUGUAGCCAUGAGCACACAGCUCUGCACUCAACUGGAAAUAGGGUCCUGGGUGGUUGGUCUCUUCACAGGUUUGUUGCCAUCAUUGCUGAUCUCGAGACUAAGUUUCUGCAGAUCCAACCAAAUCAAUCACUUCUUCUGUGACAUCCCACCUUUGCUGAAGCUCUCUUGUUCGGAUACUGCUGUCACUGAGAUGACCAUAUUUGUGCUCUCUGUAUUGGUUCUUUUUACUUGCUUCUUGCUUACCUUGGUGUCUUAUGCUUUCAUCAUCAUGACCAUACUGAAAAUCCCCUCUGCUACCGGGAGGAAGAAGACCUUCUCCACCUGUGGCUCACAUUUGAUGGUGGUGGUGAUAUACUAUGGCACCAUGAUCUCCAUGUAUGUUCGGCCUAGUGCUAGUCUCUCCUCAGAGCUGAAUAAGGUAGUCUCUGUCUUCUACACUGUGAUAACACCACUUCUCAACCCUGUCAUCUACAGCCUGAGGAAUAAAGAUUUCAAGGAGGCCUUGAGGAAACAGUUCAAUAGGAAGAGUGCCCUACAUAAUUCAUAA
Hemicordylus capensis (graceful crag lizard) is the source of this 939-nucleotide messenger RNA. RefSeq names its product olfactory receptor 11L1. Gene Ontology annotation, cellular component: membrane. The transcript has a single exon. Gene Ontology annotation, biological process: G protein-coupled receptor signaling pathway. The record is from RefSeq and is a predicted model, not a curated record. Bases 1 to 939 code for a protein of 312 amino acids. NCBI's taxonomy places the organism in Eukaryota, Metazoa, Chordata, Lepidosauria, Squamata, Cordylidae. Gene Ontology annotation, molecular function: G protein-coupled receptor activity; olfactory receptor activity.